AUGUCUUCGGCGCCCGAGAAGCAGCAGCCACCGCACGGCGGCGGCGGCGGCGGCGGCGGCGGCGGGGGAGGCGGCGCGGCCAUGGACCCCGCGUCGUCCGGCCCGUCCAAGGCCAAGAAGACCAACGCCGGCAUCCGGCGCCCCGAGAAGCCGCCCUACUCGUACAUCGCGCUCAUCGUCAUGGCCAUCCAGAGCUCGCCCACCAAGCGCCUGACGCUCAGCGAGAUCUACCAGUUCCUGCAGAGCCGCUUCCCUUUCUUCCGCGGCUCCUACCAGGGCUGGAAGAACUCCGUGCGCCACAACCUCUCACUCAACGAGUGCUUCAUCAAGCUGCCCAAGGGCCUCGGGCGGCCUGGCAAGGGCCACUACUGGACCAUCGACCCGGCCAGCGAGUUCAUGUUCGAGGAGGGCUCCUUUCGGCGGCGGCCGCGCGGCUUCCGAAGGAAAUGCCAGGCGCUCAAGCCCAUGUACAGCAUGAUGAACGGGCUCGGCUUCAACCACCUCCCGGACACCUACGGCUUCCAGAGCUCCGCCGGCGGCCUCUCGUGCCCGCCCAACAGCCUGGCGCUGGAGGGUGGCCUGGGCAUGAUGAACGGCCACUUGCCGGGCAACGUGGACGGCAUGGCUUUGCCCAGUCACUCGGUGCCACACCUGCCCACCAACGGUGGCCACUCGUACAUGGGCAGCUGUGGCGGUGCAGCGGCCGGUGAGUACCCGCACCACGACAGCUCGGUGCCUGCCUCCCCGCUGCUGCCUGCGGCCGCCAGUGGAGUCAUGGAGCCGCACGCAGUCUACUCGGGCUCCACGGCCGCCUGGCCGCCCUCGGCCUCCGCAGCCCUCAACAGCGGCGCCUCCUACAUCAAGCAGCAGCCCCUGUCCCCCUGCAACCCCGCGGCCAACCCCCUGUCUGGCAGUCUCUCCACACACUCCCUGGACCAGCCGUAUCUACACCAGAACAGUCACAACGCCCCCGCUGAGUUGCAAGGCAUCCCGAGGUAUCACUCCCAGUCCCCCGGCAUGUGUGACCGCAAGGAGUUCGUCUUCUCCUUCAACACCAUGGCGUCCUCGUCCAUGCACUCGGCCGGCAGUGGCUCCUACUACCACCAGCAGGUCACCUACCAAGAUAUCAAGCCCUGCGUGAUGUGAGGCCGCCGCUGGCGGGACCCUCCAGGCACGGGCGGCCUGGCGCAGGGACCCGGAACCCAUCGCAAGAAACUGCUUUAUUCUUGAGGUAUAACCGUAGGCAGAAGACAAGGGUUUGACCCCUACCCACCCGGAUUAUUUGGAAAGGAAUCCCCAAGGCAAAGACCCAGCAUGGUGGUCAGAAUCUCCUCCCCCACUCCUUCAAAAAAUUAACAAAUGGUGGCUGUGGGGCCUGGUCUGACUGCAGCUGUUGGUAAAUAAAGUAUCUAUUUUUGAUCCAGUUGAAGCCCGCUGAGAAGGUGCUGUAUUGGCGGAAACCUCAACAUCUAAACAAGAAUUCUGCUGAGGCCUCUCCCCACCUUCCCUCCAAUGGCAAAAGUGGGGGAAGGUUUUCAGAAGAAAGGCAAACAUGUGAGACCAUCAUUAUCAAAUACUUUUAUUUUUUGGUUGAGUAUUUAUCUUUUAAUUUUUAAUUUUU
This is a messenger RNA of Callorhinus ursinus (northern fur seal), 1621 nucleotides long. It is a transcript of the gene FOXF1, whose product is annotated as forkhead box F1. Gene Ontology annotation, cellular component: nucleus. Lineage: Eukaryota; Metazoa; Chordata; Mammalia; Carnivora; Otariidae. Gene Ontology annotation, molecular function: RNA polymerase II cis-regulatory region sequence-specific DNA binding; DNA-binding transcription factor activity, RNA polymerase II-specific. The record is from RefSeq and is a predicted model, not a curated record. Gene Ontology annotation, biological process: animal organ morphogenesis; regulation of transcription by RNA polymerase II.